This is a messenger RNA of Tachysurus vachellii, 3581 nucleotides long. RefSeq names its product zinc finger, RAN-binding domain containing 1a (gene zranb1a). Gene Ontology annotation, cellular component: nucleus; cytoplasm. Gene Ontology annotation, molecular function: K63-linked polyubiquitin modification-dependent protein binding; cysteine-type deubiquitinase activity. Gene Ontology annotation, biological process: cell migration; cytoskeleton organization; protein K29-linked deubiquitination. The coding region runs from base 1017 to 2933 and encodes 638 amino acids. The record is from RefSeq and is a predicted model, not a curated record. The transcript has 10 exons. NCBI's taxonomy places the organism in Eukaryota, Metazoa, Chordata, Actinopteri, Siluriformes, Bagridae.
UGCCUAAGCCCCGCCCCCUCCUGCUGCUGCUGCUGUUUAUUUAGCUUCCUCUAUUCUGUCGCCGCCAUUAAAACAUAUUUACACCGAAUAUCUCGGGUUUAGACGCGACAGGCGGCCGUUUGGAGCGGGUUUAGUCCUGACACAGGACGUGUGUGUGUGAGAGAGUUUCUGAGAGAACAGAUGAAGAUGUAAAGCGCUUUGUUUUGGUUCUCAGUGUCCCAGAGAGAGAGAAGAGGAAGAGGAGGAAGCUUGUUGCUUGCUGGAAUUGACACCAGCAGUUGUGUCGGCAAGUAAGUGUGUGUGUGUGAGAGAGUAAGUGUGUGUGAGUGUGAGAGUAAGUGUGUGUGAGUGUGAGAGUAAGUGUGUGUGAGUGUGAGAGUAAGUGUGUGUGAGAGUAAGUGUGUGUGAGUGUGAGAGUAAGUGUGUGUGAGUGUGAGAGUAAGUGUGUGUGAGUGUGAGAGUAAGUGUGUGUGAGUGUGAGAGUAAGUGUGUGUGAGUGUGUGUGAGUGUGAGAGUAAGUGGGUGUGAGUGUGAGAGUAAGUGGGUGUGAGUGUGAGAGUAAGUGUGUGUGAGUGUGAGAGUAAGUGGGUGUGAGUGUGAGAGUAGGUGGGUGUGAGUGUGAGAGUAGGUGGGUGUGAGUGUGAGAGUAGGUGGGUGUGAGUGUGAGAGUAGGUGGGUGUGAGUGUGAGAGUAGGUGGGUGUGAGUGUGAGAGUAGGUGGGUGUGAGUGUGAGAGUAGGUGGGUGUGAGUGUGAGAGUAGGUGGGUGUGAGUGUGAGAGUAGGUGGGUGUGAGUGUGAGAGUAAGUGAGUGUGUGUGAGAGUAGGUGGGUGUGAGUGUGAGAGUAGGUGGGUGUGAGUGUGAGAGUAGGUGGGUGUGAGUGUGAGAGUAGGUGGGUGUGAGUGUGAGAGUAGGUGGGUGUGAGUGUGAGAGUAGGUGAGUGUGUGUGUGAGAGUAAGUGAGUGUGUGUGAGUGUGAGAGAAAGUGAGUGUGUGUGAGUGUGUGAGUGUGUACCAUCAUGACGGAUCCUCAUAUGAAGUGGGCGUGUGAGUACUGCACAUAUGAGAACUGGCCCUCAGCUAUAAAGUGUACUAUGUGUCGAGCUCAGCGCCGCAGUGCCGCCAUCAUCGACGAGCAGCUGAACAAGUUUAAGAGUAACUCUGUGUGCGGCGACGACGACUCUGAAACCAGCAGCCUGAUCAUCUGCCCCGAUUCCAGCGCCAGGCCUCGCGUGCGCCCGUGCCGUCCCUCUGAGCCCAGCAGCCACGCGUCCGUGUCGCACCCUAACGAGGAAUAUAACGAUAAAAACCGCCUGCACGCUCCCAGAUGGAGCUGCACCAUGUGCACGUAUGAGAACUGGGCAGAGACGCAGAGCUGCGUCGUGUGUGAGCACCCGCGGCCUAACGACACGUCACCCGUCAUCACUAACGAGCUGGUGCAGGGAGGAGGAAGGACACGGAGGACGAGGAUGUCCUCUCCUGUCUCCUCAGACUGCGAUGCGGAAGUCCACAUCCAGGACAUUGAAGUGGGAGCUCACGGCUGUGACGAGGACUUUAAAAAGCUCAAACAGAUCAAAAACCGCAUGAGGAAGAGCGACUGGAUGUUUCUUAACGCCUGUGUGGGAGUGGUGGAAGGCGACCUGGCUGCAGUGGAGACGUAUAAAUCGUCAGGUGGAGAUAUCGCUCGGCAGCUGACGGCAGGGGAAGUGCGUCUGUUAAACCGUCCCUCAGCCUUCGACACCGGGUUCACACUUGUCCAUCUCGCCAUUCGAUUUCAGAGACAGGACAUGCUCGCUAUCCUCCUGACUGAGGUGUCCCAGCAGGCGGUGAAGUGUAUCCCAGCGAUGGUGUGUCCUGAGCUGACGGAGCAGAUCCGCAGAGAAAUCGCCUCCUCAGUACAUCAGCGGAAAGGAGACUUCGCCUGUUACUUCCUGACUGACCUCGUCACCUUCACUCUACCAGCAGAUAUUGAAGAUUUGCCUCCUGCAGUUCAGGAGAAGCUGUUUGAUGACCUGCUCGACCGUGAUGUACAAAAAGAGCUGGAGGAGGACGAUGCAGUGAUUAACUGGUCUCUGGAGUUGGGAUCUCGAGUGGACAGUCGUCUGUAUGCUCUGUGGAACCGUACGGCCGGAGACUGUCUGCUCGACUCGGUGCUGCAGGCCACGUGGGGCAUCUAUGACAAGGACAGUGUCCUCCGUAAUACACUGCACGACAGCCUACACCACUGCUCACACUGGUUCUACACUCGGUGGAAGGAGUGGGAGUCGUGGUACUCACAGAGUUUUGGGCUCCAUUUCUCCCUCAGAGAGGAGCAGUGGCAGGAGGACUGGGCCUUCAUCCUGUCCCUCGCCAGCCAGCCCGGCGCUAGUUUGGAGCAGACACACAUAUUUGUCCUUGCGCACAUCCUGCGUCGUCCGAUUAUAGUUUACGGAGUGAAGUAUUACAAGAGUUUCCGCGGUGAGACUUUGGGCUACACUCGUUUUCAAGGUGUGUACCUGCCGUUGCUAUGGGAACAGAGUUUUUGUUGGAAAAGCCCUAUCGCCCUCGGUUACACGAGGGGCCACUUUUCAGCGCUGGUCGCCAUGGAGACCGACGGCUACGACAAUCGUGGCGCAGGCGCCAACCUUAAUACUGACGAUGAUGUCACGGUGACGUUUCUCCCGUUAGUCGACAGUGAAAGGAAGCUGCUGCACAUCCACUUCCUGUCAGCGCAAGAGAUGGGGAAUGAGGAGCAGCAGGAGAAGCUGCUGCGCGAGUGGAUGGAUUGCAGUGUGACAGAUGGAGGGAUGCUCGCUGCCAUGCAGAAGAGCUGCAGAAGGAGGAACCAUCCGCUUGUCACUCAGAUGGUGGAAAAAUGGCUGGACGGGUACCGGCAGCUCCGCCCGUGCCCCACCCUUUCAGACGGAGAGGAUGAGGAGGAUGAGGAUGACGAGUGACAGCGAGGAUGAAGGAUGAAGAUGAAGACCAGAGAGAUGAAAACAAUCCCUGCUAAAAAGACACCUUAUUUCACAUCACAUAGGAAGAGCCCUUUAUCAUCUCACACACACACACACACACACACACACACACACACAAAAGAAAAGAAAAUAGGUCAUUUUUACACCCUCAUUUCCCAUAAUGCAUUUCCCACAGUCCAUCUCUAUCCCAAACCAAAAUAAAGUACUAUUUUUCCCCCUUAUAAAUAAUAUCUAUGUGUAUAAAUAAACGACAGUAAGUGUGUAGCAGUGCAGUCGUGAUGCAUGCGCUUCUUCCCAGGGUGUGUAACAUGAACGCAGUUUAAUCCCAGCAUCAGUAAAGCAGCCGAACCGAACUUUCACUAGGUUGUUUAGCACUUUUACAAAAGCACGUUUACAAAAAAACAAUGUUAAUUCUUUAUAAUAAUAAUAAUAAAAAAAACUCCUUAUGUUCUUAUUUGCUCAAAUUAGAAAAUUCUACGUGAUGGUUUAUUUUUGUUUAAAAGAAGGACAGAUGUUUGACUUCAUCUUCAGUUGCCGACGAUGGAGAAAGUGAGCAGGAUGUUGCAUGACGUUUGACUGUAUCACACACACUAAAAAAAAAUCUCUAUAAAAGUAUUUUUAAAGUCC